Molecule: messenger RNA, 1878 nt
Organism: Acanthosepion pharaonis
Lineage: Eukaryota; Metazoa; Mollusca; Cephalopoda; Sepiida; Sepiidae
Source: the annotation of a GenBank genome assembly
AUGUCUACUUCACUCUUUUCUAUCUAUCUAUCUAUCUAUCUAUAUAUCUAUCUAUCUAUCUAUCUAUCUAUCUCCUUCUUCUAUCUAUCUAUCUAUCUAUCUAUCUAUCUAUCUAUCUAUCUAUCUAUCUUUUCUCCUUCUUCUUCUCUCUCUCUCUCUAUAUAUAUAUAUCUAUCUAUCUAUCUAUCUCAUUCUCCUCGAUGCCAAGCAAAUACAUCUAUCUAUCUAUCUAUCUAUCUAUCUAUCUAUCUAUCUUACACUUUCACUCUCGCUCUCACUCACUAUCUUCCUCAGUCUUUUCAUCAUUCUCUUUUACUCUAUCUAUCUCAGUUUUUCUGUCUUUCUCUAUCUAUCUAUCUAUCUAUCUAUCUAUCUCGGUCUUUCCAGGGCAAUUUAUCCUUCUCAUCCAGUAAUAUCAAGGCAUUGAUAUUUUCAUAUCUAUCUAUCUAUCUAUCUAUCUAUCUAUCUAUCUAUCUAUCUAUCUCCGCCUUCUAUCUAUCUAUCUAUCUAUCUAUCUAUCUCCGCCUUCUAUCUAUCUAUCUAUCUAUCUAUCUAUCUAUCUAUCUAUCUAUCCCAGUCUGCUAUCUAUCUAUCCUCUUAAUACGCAACCAUAAACACUCGGCUCCAAAAGAGAUUUUUCUUCUUCAUCUUCUCCUCCUCCUUAUUCUUUUUCUUUUCCUCCUCCUCCUCCUUAUUCUGUUUCUUUUCCCCCUUUUCCUUCUUCUCCUUAUUCUUUUUCUUUUCCUCCUUCUCCUCCUCCUUAUUCUGUUUCUUUUCCUACUUCUCCUCCUCCUUAUUCUGUUUCUUUUCCUCCUCCUCCUCGUCCUUAUUCUGUUUCUAUUCCUCCUUCUCCUCCUCCUUAUUCUGUUUCUAUUCCUCCUUCUCCUCCUCCUUAUUCUGUUUCUUUUCCUCCUUUUCCUUCUCCUCCUUAUUCUUUUUCUUUUCCUCCUUCUCCUCCUCCUUAUUCUGUUUCUUUUCCCCCUUUUCCUUCUCCUCCUUAUUCUUUUUCUUUUCCUCCUUCUACUCCUCCUUAUUCUGUUUCUUUUCCUCUUUCUCCUCCUCCUCUUUCUUCAUCAUCUUAUGUACCUCCUCCUUCCCUUCUGCUUCUCCUUAUUCUUCUUCUUUUGCUGCUAUUUCUUCUUCUUCUUCUUCUUCACCUCCAGUUUCUUCUUCUUUCUGCUUCUUCCUCUCCUUCAACUUCUCCGUCUUCUUGUUCUUGUACUUGGUCUGCUGCUGCCACUUCUUUUUCUUCUCUCUUCCUUCGUCUUCUUCGGAAUACUCUCCCUCCUCUUCUUCGUCUCCUCCUCCUUCCUUUUCUGCUUAUUCUCCUCCCCCUUUUUCUUCUUUUUUCUUCUUUUUUCUACUGCUGUUACUUUUUCCUACUCCCUCUUUUCUUCUUCUUCUUCUUCUUCUUCUUCUUCUUCGUCUCCUCCUCAUACUACUCCUUCUCUUUCUGCUUGUCCUUCUUCUUCUCGUCGUCUCCUCAUUGGAGUGAUUCUAAAUCUUACAUCUGCGUCGUUAUUAUCUAUCUAUCACAGUCUGUUCCUAUCUAUCUAUCUAUCUAUCUAUCUAUCUAUCUAUCUAUCUAUCUAUCUAUCACAGUCUGUUCCUAUCUAUCUAUCUAUUUAUCUAUCUAUCACAGUCUGUUCCUAUCUAUCUAUCUAUCUAUCUAUCUAUCUAUCUAUCACAGUCUGUUCCUAUCUAUCACAGUCUGUUCCUAUCUAUCUAUCUAUCUAUCUAUCUAGCUAUCUAUCUAUCUAUCUAUCUAUCACAGUCUGUUCCUAUCUAUCACAGUCUGUUCCUAUCUAUCUAUCUAUCUAUCUAUCUAUCUAUCUAUCUAUCGAUCUAUCUAUCUACGGGCACUCCUACAUGGUUUAA